Molecule: messenger RNA, 6207 nt
Organism: Ctenopharyngodon idella (grass carp)
Lineage: Eukaryota; Metazoa; Chordata; Actinopteri; Cypriniformes; Xenocyprididae
Gene: plekho2
Product: pleckstrin homology domain containing, family O member 2
Exons: 6
Coding region: 262-2313 (683 amino acids)
Biological process (GO): macrophage apoptotic process
Source: RefSeq, a predicted model, not a curated record
GGCAGCGGCAGAGGCUUUUGGGGACUUACCGGAAACCAAACUUUUUUUUUCAAGCCUCAAACUUGUAACUGCUGAAGUCGAAAGAGGAAAAAGAGCAGCAGAGUCCCUUUACAUUUCAGCCUCAUACACAGUUCCUUGUUUUUCAUCGUCAUGUUGGAUGUGAGAAAGUUGAGACGAAGAGAGAUCAACAGUUUUAACCCGAGAUAAAGUCCUGCGUCGAGCGUUUUCUUUUGCGCAUAACGGGAUCUUUGUUUUUAUAUCAUGGAAGAUGGUGUGAAAGAGGAGCCAGCCAAGCCCAAAGAGGUGAGGAGCGCUGGGAAGGCGGGCUGGUUGAAGAAGUCUUCAGGGAAGUUCUUGAGCAGCUAUAAGGACCGGUACAUUCAGCUGGACCGAACCGUGAUUGAGGUCUAUGAGAAUGAGGAAUUAACAAAAUGCCUGGAGAAACUGGACUUGGACAACUACGAAACUUGUCACGAGUUAAAGAGUCCUUUCAAGAAGAAACACAGACUGGUACUACUACGAAGCCCCAAGAGCGGUAACAAGGUCCAAGAUGUCAAACUUCAGGCACCAACCCCUGAGGAGAAAGAAGCCUGGAUCAAGGCACUCAGUGAAGGAAUCAAUAAGGCAAAGAACAAAAUAUUUGAUGAGGUAACAGUUGAUGAAGGCUCCUCAUUAGAACAUGUCACACGGACCCGACCUAAGGGGAACCGUGGAAGAAGACCGCCAACAAGGAUACACAUGAAGGAGGUUGCGAAUGUCUCCAGUGAUGGAAUAUUGAGACUGGACCUUGAUGGUGACAUUACCAUGCCGAAUGGAACUCAUGACUUGAAUACAGAAGGGGAUAAACAAACCGAAACUUCUGUGACUGUGACAAUGAACAGCAUUCCAGAGGAGGACACUGAUGAAGAAUCCACAUCCCAGAAGAAAGUUAUAAAGCCACCCAUGCCGCCAUCGAAAGACAACAAACCUAGUGAAAGCCAUAAAGAGGAUGAGCCCAAAAAUGAGGAAGCUGCACCGCAAAAGAAGAUUCUUACGCCACCGAUGCCUCCAUCAAAGGAUUCUAAACCUUGCGCCUCUGUUGAUGGGGCUGCUGUUGAGGAGGAUGUCUCGGACAGUAAAGUGGAGGUUGAAAAAGAUAGCACUGACUCUUCUGAACAAACCCCUUCCGCCAAGAGCGUCCAGCCCCCUACUCCUCCAUCCAAACUUAUGAAGCCCAGCCAACCGGUCACAACAGAGGAAAAAGAACCUCAAGAGAAAAAUGGUGAAGUGGAUGGAGCUUCAAACGAGAAAGAAGACCAGAGCAAGUCAGAAGAGGUAGAGACCUUUGUUAUAUCCAAAACGGUAAUAAAACCCCAAGUAGUGAUGUGGGAUUCACCCACUUUGCCAUCUAAAGAACAUAGCGAAGAACAAGCAAAGAAAGCCUCAGAUACCACUGGAGAAGUCGCAACCUCAGUAGAACCUCACCAACUUAAUCUUACUACAGUUUCAACCCCUGAAUCUGUAAAAAAGAGUCCCGGUCCUCCUGCUCCACCCAAGAAGAAGCCAUUCAAGACACCUUCCAAAAAUGAGGACGCUCCGCCGCAAAGUGACCCAAUUGUCCUUACCAACACUGCCAUUUUGUCUUCGGAGCAGGCUUCAAAAACAGAUGAUAUCAAAUUGACGAUUCCAGAACCCAAACAUGAGGCUGUUGGUGAUGUAUUGAGCGAAGAGUUGGAGGAGAAGUCUUUAGACAGUGGUCAACACUCGGGGGAAGAGUCUGAGACUGGCGACCAAGUUAUGGCACCAUCCGCAAAGCUCAAAGGAAGCUCCCAGGUACUAGAUUUGGAGAUCAGCGAGGAUGAUCUUGAACCAUCCGACUGCAAAGCCGAGAGUCUAGAGGAGCCAUCGUUAAAAACCCCGUCCACCACCCCAGAGACCUCAGUCCUCAAUGCACAUCCAACCCCGAGCCAUUGUGCCAACAAGACCCUGUUGAUCACCGUGCCUCUCCAGCAUUCUUUCAAGGCUCGCUCUGCAUCCCUUGGAGACCUCCUUGCGGAGAACGCAGAGAAGGUGGAAAGCAAGGGAAAAGAUAUAGCAAUUAAACGGCAUGGAAGUGACGUGAAAGACUUGCAAAGCAAAGUGUCUUUUGAGAUAGAAGAGACGGGAGAGAUGCUGAAUGCAAUCGCAGCUGGACAGAGCGGAGAGGCAGAAAUGAAGGGGGAAGCGACCCCAGAGGUCUUGCUCAAUGCAGCAAUGGAGAAGCUCAGGAAAGCUGACCAGUUCUUACAGGAAGCCAGAAGUCUUAAAGAUCGUAACAAAAGAUUGAGUUUGUAAUGGUAAGUGUUGGUGGAAAGAACCCAUAGGGAUGAUCAAUGCUGAAAAUGUACAGUAGAGCUGCACGAUUAAUCGUUAAAAGAUCGCGAUCUUAUUCCUAAAUAACAAUGUUCACACUCCGCUGACGCUUGCAAUGUGAAACAGGCUUUAAACCAAAGACUUCAGGGACUUUGGUUAACCUUUGAAACUACGAUCACACUGCAACGUUCAAAUCUGCAUCCGCGCUGCCGCUGAUCCAGAGAAAGAGCAGCUUCCAUAAAUGUACAGUAUGAAACAGCCUCACUAACAGUCUUUUUAAUCAUAUAUUAUCGUUAUUUAUUAGGGAUGCACCGAUUAUAGAAAAUUUUGGCCGAUAACCGAUAAUUCUAUAUAUUUGAAAGCCGAUAACCAAUAUAUAUUGGCCGAUGAAUUGAAAAUCCAAAUUUUUAUUUCAUUUUUGAGAGCCUGAUUACAAAAACAAGUCUCACCAUUAAAAGCCAUGUCCCAAGCACACAAUUAUAAUGUUAUAUUAUAUCAUUAUAAUUUUUUGUAGCCUAAAUGACAGAUCUGCGCAGCACAUGUUGCACUUCUUUAAAGUGACUCCAAUCAUAUCAAUCAAUUCAAAACCAUCAUGGUGAACAGUGCGCAUCUGAAGUGUCUCAGCUGAAGGAAAUAAUCAUUUUUUUAUCGGCUUUAAUAUAUCGGCCAAAUUUUCUUAUCGGCCCAAUAACGUUAAAAAUGAACAUAUAUCGGCCGAUACUGAUAUGGUGGCCGAUAUAUUGUGCACCCCUAUUAUUUAUGUGUUACAAACAUUUAAAUAACAGGCAAUAAAAGUGUACUGGGAUAAAAGUUUAUAGUUUGGGUAUAAACAUGUCUACGGUAGCGAUCAAAAUAGAGUAAAUCAACUUUUGAAAGUGACACCUGUAUGUAUUGUGUCGUUUAUCUCUUUAUCCAGGAGGUGGCGACAAGUAACUGUUUAAAAAAUCAUUGAAUUAUUAAUUCAAGAGAUUAAUUCACAAAAGCUGAUUCAUCCAAUAAUGAGUCUUUAUGAACGAGACAUUGACUCCAUUCAAAUUAUUUUUUAAUUAUUUUGUUCAAACGAAUGUUUUUUAAAAUAGAUGGAAGCAAUGAACAUUCUAUCAGAACCUCUAGUAAAUUACAUGUCAUUUUGUUUAGUUGUCUAGUGUUUUUUCUUCAGAAUUGUGGGAGAAUUGCGAUCUCCAUUUAAAAAAAAAAAAAAUUGUCCGAUACCGAUAACCGAUAAUUCUUUAUAUUUGAAAGCCGAUAACCGAUAUAUUGGCAGAUACAUCUAAAUCCAAAUUUUUAUUUCAUUUUGAGAGCCUGAUUACAAAAACAAAAGUCUCGCCAUUAAAAGCCAUGACCCAAGCACACAAUUAUAAUGAUGUAAUAUUAUUUAUCCAGAAUGGUGCAGCUCUAAUGUACAGUAUGCAAAAGAUCAAAUGCAGUUCUUACCCCCAACCAUUUUCAAAUCUUCAAGCUACUUUUUUAAACCUUUCAAGGCUAAGAAGCCUAACAGUUUUGCUAAUGUAGCUGCGUAGCCUCAACGGUGUGUGCUAAUGUAGAUAAUGAUACUGCAGUCCUACGUAUUGUUGCUAGGCUGACAAACCGUUUUCUCUCCAAAAUAAGUAAAAACUCAUAGCUAAAUUUGUACAUGCUACAGAUUAUUUUGUGGAGAAACAGCCAGUUAGCUCACCUGCUGUAAUGUCAAGUGUGGUUCUUAGCUUGCUUCAGUCGACCAGCUUAUAUUUCGCACUUUGUUCAGUAGAUUUGUUAUACACAAAAUGUGUGACUUCUGCAUCAGAUGACAAACCCCCCAUAAAUGACAUGUGCACAUAACCACUAUUGGGACCACUAUUGGGAUAAGUUUACGCUAACACGCGUUUGUUGAGCGGUUUAUGUUGUAUUUUGAAUUUUGCACUGCAACUCCUGUGUAAAAAGGAGUUGAAAAUUAUGCGUGAAGGGAUAUUAGCUAGUGAAAAUGAGAAUUCAAGAGGGAGAGAUACCGAAGUGCUUUUUAACCGAAGUUGUACUAGUACGUUUUGUUCACAAGCCCUAAUUUUCCACUUUAAAAGUACUGUAAGCUAUUGCAGCCAUUUUGCUAUCUAAACUGAAUUAGACCACCCGUGGCCUCCAACCCGAAAUUCCCAGGGAGAGAGUUUUUCUGUUUGGCUUGUUUUCUGUUUUGCUGUUUACAGAGCCAAGACAAAGAGACAAGUGUGUUUCUUGACUCUUGAGACACCUAUUUCAGUGAUAUCUGAAAAAAUACAAAUUAAAAUACAGCACCUUAAACCUUGUUGAUCAUAAAAUAACUUUAUAAUAAAUAAUGGUCACAUGAUCACAGUAUAAAACAAAAUAUAUAGCAAAUGAAUAGCAGUGUACAACAUAACUGUAUAUUUCCUGGUCCAUGUCUGUUGUGGAAAGUGCAGGCCAGAGUUUACAGUUAGUCUUCGUUUUGUGUUAGCAUGAUGACCAUUCAGUUCUGAACCAUUCAGUUCUAUCAUAGUAAAAGUGAAUGAUCAUGACAUUGUUAAACUACCUAAUUUAUAAUAUAAUAUCCUAUAAUGUUCACCAAUACAGUACCGUUCUAAAGUUUGAGAUCGGUGGGAUUUUUUUUUUUUUUUUUUUUGUUCUUUCAUAGUCUCUUCUGCUCACCAAGACUGCAUUUAUUUGAUCAAAAUACAGUAAAAACAGUAAUAUUGUGAAAUAUUAUUGUAACAUUUUAAAAUAACUUUUCUAUUUUAAUACAUUUUAGACUUCAGUUUAGUCUUGUGAUGAUAUUAUCAAUGUUAAAAGCAGUUGUACAGUGUUGAAAUCAUAAUAGAUUUUAUUUUCAGGAUAGAAAGUCCAGAAGAAUCAUUUGUAACAUUAUAAAUGUCUUUACUGUCACUUUUGAUCAAUUUAUGUUUCUUUGCUGAUUAAAAGCAUUAAUUAAAAAAAAAAAAUUCUGAAACCAGACUUUUGAAUGCUAGUGUGGGAGUUGAAACUUCACCCAGUCGUCUUCAUUUUCUGCCAUAAAAAGGCAUAAUCAUGCAAACACUGCUGGUUAAUACUCUGUCUCGUGUGUUCUUUGUCAUACUAAUGCAGUGGCCGCAGCGGUUCGCUCUUCACACAGUCUAUUAAUAAUCUCCAGAUAUUAGCUUCCUGCUGCCUCAGCACGCCACCUUUAGUUUCUUGUUGCAGAGAGAGCUGGUUCACACAGCAUAUAUAUAUAUAUAUAUAUAUACAUUUGUUUGUUAUGGGUGAACACUUACUGUCUGUAAAACCAACUUGUGUAGAAGAUGAUAACAUCAAGUUAGUUUUACUUCAACUUCUUCUAGACCUAACAGAAUUGAGAAUAUUCCCAUGAUGAAAAGUGUUGUUGUUUUUUUGUUUUUGUUUUUUGUGGUACCAUUUUGUAAGAUAUGAUCUUACAUGUAAAUAGUCCUUGAUAUAAAGUACAUAGUCUUUGAUAAUGAGAUUCAUCUUAGUUCUUUGUCCUUUGCGCAGUAUAUUUCUUUUAGCAUUUUAUUUCCCUCUGAGAUUUCGAUUUGUAUCAUUUAACCCAUAUUUUUAAUGAAAACAAAGCUUGGUGAAUAUUUGAACAUUAUGUUGUAAAUAACACGGCCGCCAGUGAAAUGCUUAAUAUUUAAGUUAUUAAUGUUCUGACAUAUUCAUGUUUAUUGUCUGUCUAAAACAAAGCUUAAGAACAAAUUUAGAAUGACUGUUUACUGUUAAAUGUUUACUGUUGAUUUUUGUAGAGGCUGAUGGUUUUGUUAUGUCUUACAGUAUCUGAUAAUUGCAUUCACUAACUGGACUAAUGUUUUUUAUAUCUAAAUGCAUAUUAAAUGUGCAAAAAUGGGAAAUAAUUGCUUUGCAAAGCAUGUCUAAAUAAAGACAGACUGUCUUUAAUAUUCA